This is a messenger RNA of Octopus sinensis (East Asian common octopus), 940 nucleotides long. RefSeq lists its product as uncharacterized. The transcript has 7 exons. NCBI's taxonomy places the organism in Eukaryota, Metazoa, Mollusca, Cephalopoda, Octopoda, Octopodidae. The record is from RefSeq and is a predicted model, not a curated record. The coding region runs from base 167 to 940 and encodes 257 amino acids.
GUGUUCCGCAUACAGAAGGAAGUGCUACAAAACUUGCCAUCGUCUUAUUUUAAAUCAAUGCCUAUUCAUUCUCUUCUACAUCUCAUUGAAAUUUGGAAAUGGACUUGAAUAUCUGAAGUAUUUUUUGAAAGUAGAAAACGGUCUUCUCAAGGAAGGUAAAACAUUGAUGACACUUGACGUGGAUGACUCCAGCUGUUCGAAGAGGUGUUUGGAAACUUCUGCAUGUAAAUCCUUCGUGAGUAGAACGAUAAGUCCAAGCUGUAUUUUAUACGAAGAUGACGCAACAGAGAAGAUACUAAUAAAAGCAACUGAUACCUAUUUUUAUCAGUUGAGAAGAUCUGUGCCGACCAAGUAUACAGACGGAAGAUGUCCUGUGGAUUUCAUUUAUAACAAUCACCUUCCUGGUGAGAAUGAUUUGGGUGUCACUUACGGUGUUAAUUAUACGCAGUGUUUCUACAUUUGUGAAGCAGAACCAACCUGUCAAUCGUUUGACUACGACACUGGAUACGAAAGUUGCUCUGUAUCAACUUAUAACCAUACCCAAGCAGGUUUGCGUCAACUCAAUGGUGACAUUUAUACUGAAAUAAACAGAAAACUUUGGAAUGAUUUCAAGCAGUCACAUGCAUUAGAGAAGAUUAACUCUGUGGGAUGUGGUAUAAGCAUUUUCGACUCUUAUUUCUUUCUUGAUGAAAAAGAAAUUAAUGAUUUGACAGCUUAUUCAACUUUUUCCUUCAAACCAAAUCCAUAUCUCGUCCUUGUAACCGAGGCAGAAGUGGAUGCUCGCUCUGUCUUGGAUUGUUCACGUUUAUGUAUGAAAAUGUGGACAACAAAAGGAAUAUACACUAUUUUCCGGUAUGCUGUACAUAUUGAUGUGAUUUACAAAGCCCUGGAUUGGAACUGCGACAACUGGAGUCAAACAAUGUUUAUGAAACUGUUCUGA